AGGCAGACGAGAAGAGGUUUCGGGGCGGGCCCAUUGCCCCGAGCUGUGACUUGGCGGCUGAUGAAUUGCUCCACCCCGCCUUGUACUACAGUAUACUGUGGCUGGCAGGGGAGAAACUCUGCGCUCCGGCCCAGGUAGCGCUGGGUUAAUAAUUGGCAGAAGCUGCUUCGCUUGCCCUGAUGAUCCGUGGCCCCUCCUUGCGGCUCGGGAGUCUCCACCUACCCGGAGCGGUUGGUGACCCGCCCGCUCUUCUUCUUCUUUUCCUUCCUUCCCCGCAAAGAUGAUCCUCGGUUGCGAGCGAGCGGGCGCUUCCUGCUUGCCUGCGAGCUCUAAUCUCAGCAUCGCCUUCCGUCGCGAGUUCAACUUCGGCUCCGGAGCUGCCGAGCUGAGGAAAAGAUUUGCCGCGCUUUGUGAUGGGAGGAGAUCUCCAGGCUGCAAGUUCCUGGCAGAGAUGACAGGAUUUCAGGCACUGUUUCCCCAGGCAUGAGCUCCUCGGAAGGCCUUGAGAACCAGCCACCUAGAAGCCGAACCAAUGCUAUCCACAUUAUGGAGGACUGGAAUGACGUGCCCCAAACACCUGCUGAUACGACCCCCCUGAGGACAGGGCUGCUGCACAAUGCCAACAACAAUGCUUCCUCGGGGCCCUGGCGAAACCUGAAGAGCCCUACUCUUUCUUCUUCUGCCUCCCACUCCAAACUAAGUUACCUGGAACGGGUGGUAUUGGAGAUUGUGGAAUCCGAGCGCAUGUAUGUCCGGGACUUACGAAGCAUCGUAGAGAAUUACUUGGGGAAGAUCAUAGACACUCAGGAGCUGCUGCUGCGACCAGAACAAGUCAGUGCUCUCUUUGGCAACAUUGAGGAUAUCUAUGAACUGAACAGUGAGCUUCUGCAGGAUCUGGACAGCUGUCACAAUGACCCUGUUGCCGUGGCAAGAUGUUUCGUGGACAGGAGCCAAGACUUUGAUAUCUAUACUCAGUACUGCAAUAACUACCCGAACUCUGUGGCAGCUCUCACUGAAUGCAUGAGGCACAAACAGCUGGCCAAAUUCUUUCGUGAGCGGCAAGAGCAAAUCCGUCAUUCAUUGCCCCUUGGCUCCUACCUUCUCAAGCCGGUCCAACGCAUUCUCAAAUAUCACCUGCUCCUUCAGGAGAUAGCAAAGCACUUUGAUAUAGAAGAGGAUGGCUAUGAAGUUGUGGAGGAAGCGAUUGACACCAUGACCUGUGUGGCGUGGUACAUCAAUGACAUGAAACGGAAGCAUGAGCAUGCUGUGCGGCUGCAGGAGAUUCAGUCAUUGCUUAUUAACUGGAAAGGCCCAGACUUAACUACAUAUGGAGAGCUAGUCCUGGAGGGCACCUUCCGCGUCCAUCGGGUCAAGAAUGAGCGAACUUUUUUCUUGUUUGACAAGAUUUUACUCAUAACAAAGAAGCGGGGUGAUCAUUAUGUGUACAAAAGCCAUAUACCAUGCUCCUCCCUGAUGCUGAUUGAGAGCACCAGAGACUCACUUUGCUUCACUGUCACCCACUACAAGCACAACAAGCAACAAUACAACAUCCAGGCCAAAUCAGGGGAGGAGAAGCGUGUGUGGACUCACCACAUCAAGCGUUUGAUCCUGGAAAAUCACCAUGCCAUCAUCCCUCAGAAAGCCAAAGAAGCCAUAUUGGAAAUGGACUCCUACUAUCCUCCUCGCUACAAAUAUAGCCCAGAGCGACGGAAGAAGUCCUGGUUAGGCCAGCCUACAGAAGACAUUCCUCAACAUGGCCGCCAGGGGCGCCGGCAAUCAGAACCUUUCCAUGGCAAAAACAGUACUCAGAAGUGUCUAGAAGGACUGCACCCUGCCCUGGCAGGGCUUAAAGGCCGCAGAAAAUCGGAGCCAACAAAGCAGAUCCUCAAGCAACUGAGCAACAGAGGACUAAAGCAUGCCGAUAGUGAUGGAGCCCUUUUGGAGUUUGGGGAAACCCCACAACCCCCCCACAGCUUACCCCCCGAAGAGGAGGAGGAGGAGGAGGACCAGCAGGCCCAUCCCGAAGAGUCUCCAGAAGAGUUGGCUGAAAGUGACGGCAGCGAGAAGGAGACUGGGCCAGAGGAAGAGGAGGAGGAGGAGGAGGAGGAAGAAGAGAGGCUGGGCAAGGGACACAAAGCACAAGAAGGACCCAAACAAUGCCUGUUUUCAGGCAGGAAUGAGAAAAUCAGCACCAUGGAGACCGGUUCCUCCGUCCCAAAGGCUCGAUCAGCCAUGGAGCUUAGCAGAGUAUUAGAAGUCUCUGCCCAGAAGGAAGAGUGUCCAGAAGAGAAUCCUUCCGACCCAGAGUCAACUGGGCUUGUGGACCCUGUCCUAGCAGAGCAGCAAGAGGCCCCCGAUAAGUGUCCAGACAGUCUGGAGCCCACUGAAAAUACAGAACAGCUGAAGCCCCUUAGCAGUGAGGAGGAGGAAGAGGAGGAAGAAGAAGAGGACAGCCAUGCACCCCAGCCCAGAAGCAUCCUCCCAGUCUCUGUGCUGGAUCAGGCCAGCAUUAUUGCAGAGCGCUUUGGCAGCAACCUUUCCCGUCGGAGUAGCCUGGCCCUUGAGGAGGGGAAGGGCCCUUUGACCCCCAAGCUGGCCAGCCGGAGCAGCAGCAUCCUAAGCUUGGAAGGGAGUGAAAAGCCUGCCCUAAAUCGCCAAAACAGCACUGAUACCUCACACUGCCUCAUGCCACCAGAGACCUCGGCAGAGUCCAGCAGUGUCUGUGGUCAGGCAGCUUCACCUGGGCUCUUUGAGCCUGAUCACCGUCCUUCCUUGUGCAAAAGGAAAGAAUCCAUGCUCUCCCAGCAGGACCGGCAGCUGCUGGACAAGAUCAAGAGCUACUAUGACUAUGCAGAGCAUCAGGAUGCUGGCUUCAGUGUCCGGCGGAGAGAGAGCCUCUCCUACAUCCCCAAAGGACUGGUGAGGAAUUCAGUCUUCCGCAUCAACAGCCUUCCCCAGUCGCAGCCUGGCCCAGAGGUCCUAAGGAAGAAGAACCUGGGCCCAGCCUUGGGCAGCACUGGGGUGGGGCGGACGGCAGCCUGGGUGCUGUCUAACCGGCCUGGGGUUGGCUCACAGAUCCUCCCCUCUGAGGCAGCGGGUGAUGAAGCCCCUGCCCCCAUCACUGAAGCAGAGUUCAGGCCACCUGCUGAGAUGAUUAAAGUCUGGGAGGAAAUGGAGAAACCGAGGCGAGAGUGCUGGAGCAGGCAGGUUGAAGAUGGCGGCACCAAGGGCGGCAAGGCCAAUGGGCCCUUGACUCGGGGCGCCUCAGGACGGCACACGGAGCCUUCCUUGAAAGACAGGCUCAGGGGCCAGGAGAACGGCCUGGACCUCCAUGAGCCACUUUUUAUCCUGGAGGAUGGUGACCUUGGGGACAUCACGGAAGAGUCGGCCGUGCCCUCCCCUGAGAGCAAAUCACCCACAGAACGGGCCAUGCCCUCAAGGUUGCCCUGGAAGGCAUUGCAAGGGCUAGGGAGUUGUGAGCCAGAUUGGGGUCCCUCUCAGAUGCACCCCCGUGUCAUGCAGCUGGCCCACCUGACUGAGGCAGAGCUGACGGAAAAGGUGAAGAACAAGGUGUACCAGCUGGCCCGCCAGUACAGCCUUCGGAUCAAGGGUCAGAGACCUACCCCACGUAGGAAACUGGCUGAGGUGGAGGAGGAGAUGAAGGGCAGCAACUCAAGUGGCCAGCAGGAAGGAAAGAAGGAGAAGGGCAAACAGAAGCCAGCCUUGAGUCUCCUCAACUAUGAACAAGUUUUGCUGCAGGAGGCCAGUCCACUGAGCGUGGUGUCAUCUUCCUCCACUCACGAGAAGUCGCCCAAGUGCUUCUCCUUCAGCCCCUGCUCCAGCAGCCCCCACCUCAUUUCUCCGACCAGUACCCUUUCGCACAGCCCCCUCAGUCCCAUGGUAGUUGAGAAAUUCAGCUGGCCUGAUGUGCGGGAGCUGAGGUCAAAAUAUUCCUGUCAGGCAGGGACUGAAAAAGGCAGACCUUUGCCUGUUAACAGGAGCCGUUCCGCACCUGAGAAAAUGGUGGAUGCUGAUAGGGUGCUGGGGGAACAUCUGUGCCCCAAGAGGAAUGUGAAAGCAGUGGUGAAAUCCCAGGAAGGGGGGAGGCAGAGCUGCAAAAGGGAGGCCCCACUUAAUUCCAUCCCCAAGGAUCAUGCCUGUGAUGCUCACAAGGAAUUUUGUGUCACAGCCAAGGACACUUUGGAGAACAGUCAACAGGUGACAGUCACGGAGAAACUUUUGGACACCACUGGGGAGCCAGAUGAGAGCUACGUUCAGAUUCGCUCGCCUACAUCCCGGGAGAAGAUCUCCCUCAAAGCUGUGGUGGAGCGAUGCAAGGCCUAUCAGGACUCUGAAGAGUAUCGUAGGCGUGAGGAGGACAUUCAAGAAGGAGAUUCCAGGAAAGCACUUCAGCAAGGCCACUGGGACAAGACAGACGGUCACCAGCAAAGCCUGGUCAAGAACCUGAGAGAGAAAUUCCAGACCUUGAAUUCUAACAGCUGAGCCUCCUGAAUUUCAUACCCCCGAGGUCCAAAUGAGGAAGGCUUUGGAAUAAGCCUUUGAAGGGAGCUUUGACAUCCUCUCCAACUGAAGAGGAUAAAGGACUGACAGAGAUCUGUUCUUCCUGCAUGGAUGGGCAACUGGCUUCCUCUUGGAUUAUUGUAUUCUAUGCCAUGUGGACAGCUCCCUAGAACCUUCUGGGAAGCUGCAGGCCCCUUCAAGGAGCUCUCUGAUGGCGACGCCUUCUGAGCAGGGCGGCUGCUUUCAUUAACCAUUCUAGUGACUUGAACCUUGUAUCAACUUCCUGCUGACACCCUGCUCCACAGGGUUUUUGUUUUCUUUUGUUGGAGAUGGGGAACAUCUCCUAGAAGCAUAAUGGAGUUUCCUAUUAGAGCAGGCACACCACAAGUCAGCUAUCCCGAAGGCCAGGUGAGGAAAGUUGUGUUCUCCCCACUGGGUCCAGGCUUGCUUGGGAAGAUGUAAACCAGAGCAGAAAUGAAUGAGCCUUCUUUUGUUCACCCUCAUAGGAGAAUAAGUUAUUGUUCCCAACUCUCUCUCCUUUUUUUAAAGAUGUAAUUUUACUGUGUCUGGGAGUCUUGGUGGGUUCCAAGGCUCUCUGAAAAAGUGUAAUCUAAUAUUACCAGUUGUGUACAUAUUUCAGUCUGUACGCACUGUGCAAUAACCACUUUGGACCAAA
Pogona vitticeps (central bearded dragon) is the source of this 5197-nucleotide messenger RNA. The record is from RefSeq and is a predicted model, not a curated record. NCBI's taxonomy places the organism in Eukaryota, Metazoa, Chordata, Lepidosauria, Squamata, Agamidae.